Messenger RNA from Ricinus communis (castor bean), 2831 nucleotides. Its product is annotated as autophagy-related protein 13a. Lineage: Eukaryota; Viridiplantae; Streptophyta; Magnoliopsida; Malpighiales; Euphorbiaceae. The record is from RefSeq and is a predicted model, not a curated record. The coding region runs from base 742 to 2610 and encodes 622 amino acids. Gene Ontology annotation, cellular component: cytosol; phagophore assembly site; extrinsic component of membrane. Gene Ontology annotation, biological process: mitophagy; protein localization to phagophore assembly site; autophagosome assembly. The transcript has 3 exons.
UAAAUAAUUGCAUUACAGGAGAGAGAGAGAGAGAGAGAGAGAGGAGGGUUGAAUGAAUUGGGCUUGAGAAUCAAUGAGUGGAGAAAGAGUUGCUGGUUUGGUGCUGAAACUGGACAGAACCCCCCUGCUGCAUUCAACUCUCUCCGCUGCUGCCACCCAUGACGACCACUUGUGCAAAACGUAAAAUAGAGAAAUUUAAUUAAUUAAUAAUAGAUUCAUUUGAACAAUCUACGCAAUCCUCUACUUCAUUGUUUUGCACUUCUCUUACCUUUCCCUGCAACUCCUAACACCUCAAAUCUGUCCCAUUCUAUCUUCUCUUUCGUCCUUCGACUGUAAGUUUUCUGGGUUCUUCUCUUUGUUUAUUUGUAUUUCGCUAUUUGGCAUGCAUCUGGUUUGUCUUACAUUAAGCGAUUUCUAUUAAAUACUUAUAAUUCCAGAAUUCACUUCAUCGGUUCUUGUGGCUUUGAUCAUAUAAUUGCUGUCGAGCUUUGAUUUAGUAAUCAGCCUCUUUCUUGAUCUAAGGAUAUCUAAUUUUGAUUUUUUGCUUUCUCGAGGUUUCUUUCUAUGCUAAACGAACCCCAUUCAGACUGAUUAACAGGGAGCUUCUGUUAUUUCUCUCUUAAUGAUUUUUUUUUCAUGCAUUAUAUGGUUUUGGGAUAAGCUAUUGAAACAGUCGUUUUAUCAUCGUGUUAUGGAUCAAUAAAUUUUGAAGCUUCAGACGUCUUUGCUGUACUAAAAACUAUGGAUUUGCAUAGCAAUUCUCAUCCCGAAUCUGGAAAACUGGAACAAAUUGUUUCCCAGUUCCUAUUGAAGAGUUUGCACAUUGUUUUGGACUCCCGAAUUCCUUCUCUUCAUCCACAUGAUCGUAGUGCUGACUUUCAGUCCAGUUCUCGGGUGAGAAAGAGUGACAAAUGGUUCAAUUUAGUUCUAGGAGAUCGUCCGGCUACCUUAGGUAACUUGAAUUUCUGGCAAAGGAAUCUAAUGGACCCCAUGAUUAUUGACAUAAUACUUGUUCGUACUGGGACUGCUUCAUCAUCAGUAGAAAAUCUGUAUGCUUCUCCAGCUGAGAGGAUGCCUAUUGAAACAGUCAUAGAAAGGUGGGUUGUUCAGUAUAAGUUCCUCCGGGCUAUGGCUCCCCAGCUUGGGGAAAAUUCUUCCUCGUACAAGAAAACAUAUAAGAAGUCUAUUAUACUUCUACGUUCUCUCUAUUCUCAGACGAGGCUUCUCCCAGCUUAUCGGAUCUUUCGGCAGCUAAGCUCAUCUAGUCAAACUUAUGAUUUUGAUAUCAUUUACAAAGUUUCUUCAUUUUGUGAACCAUUCAUUAGGUCAGAGGAGGAAAAAAUGAAAGAGUAUAGUUUUGUCCCUGUAGAGGCCCUUCCUGGCCACCUAUCUAUAUCUGUGACAUUUCGUCCAUCUCUAUCUGAUUUUAACCUUGAGCCUUUGGCAACAUUCCCGCCAAAGAUUAUAACAGAUUAUGUUGGUAGUCCUACAACCGACCCUCUUAGGUCUUUUCCUUCUUCAGAGAAAGGAGUUCGUGCUACAUCCUUCCCAUUGAGGGGAAUAUGUCCACCUAAUUCUACAGCUUGUCAGAGGCCACAUAGCUGGACAAGUGGCUUCCACAGAGCUUCUCCUUUUAUGUUAAACCAACCUCUUGUUGGAUCUCCUCCUGCAUAUCGCACAUCUCCUAUGCCAUAUGAUUUUCCAUCUCCUCCACUAGAUACCUAUGGUCAUAGAGUUCAAAGCUACAGACCGCAGACUCAUCAAAAAGCUACUGCUUAUGAUGAUUAUCAGCUUUCACCUCCAUUCUCACCUUCUAUGUCCCCUUCCACCCCAACAUACUUUCCCAAUAGUAAUCCUGUGCAAACUCAUAUUACUUCAGAAACUGCCCCUGUAACUAUCCCCCUUCCGAUGACAAGUAGAAGUUCUAGAUAUGUUUCUCCAAACUUUUCUGACCCAAAUAAAAAUUCACUUCCACCUUUAUCUCCUAGAAGCACAAGGUACGAUCCCUCAUCCCAGGAGUCUUCAUUUGGAAUCCGGUCAAUCAAGAAAGCAGAAAUUACAAGGGCUGGAGAGUCAAACUCUGGCGUAGCAAAUCAUUAUUCUGGUCAUAAGACUCUCAAAGAUAGCAAAGAUGAUUCAGGGCGCUUCUCAGGAUUGUUAUCUUCCAGCGGCUCACCACGAAUUGGAUUUUCUAGAAGUUCCAGUAGAUUAUCUUUCCAGGAUGAAUUAGAUGAUGGUGACUUCUCAUGUCCUUUUGAUGUUGAUGAUGUUGAUAUAUCAGAUUCACCUAUCAGCAGCCACAACCUUGAUGGGAAAAGGAAUACAGAAUCUACUCCUCACUCGUUGCUAAUCGGCAAAAAAUCGCAAGAUGCUGCUGUUGGUGUUCUUGUGCACAUGCUGAGGACAGCACCUCCUCUGCGUCAAGAUCCAAGUUGUUACUCGACUCAUUCUUUUAGGACUGAUCUAGAUGAAGGGGUUGCCACCGCCUCUGGAUUCUUUUUGCCUCGGAAGACGGCAGAUGCACUAGAAGAGCUCAGGAGUUACAGAGAAAUGAAAGACCUGCUACUGUCUAAGAGCGGAACUCGGAUGGUCAAUAAAGAAGAAGCUUAAAAAUUGCUACUACUUUUGGGUGGGUGCAUCCUUUAUCUUAAGGAGGCUUGAUUGCCAAGGGAAAGAUGUCUCAUCUGUACAUAUGAUUACUGAAAAUGUGCGAAGUGGUUUAAAUCAGUCGGACGAUUUUAAUGUAUUCUCUCAGACAUGCGCAUGGAGGGAACAAUAGCCAUGUUAAAGCCAUUUUUGGUCAUUUAAUUUAACAAUUAAAUUUCAUACCA